Messenger RNA from Peronospora belbahrii, 3441 nucleotides. The record is from the annotation of a GenBank genome assembly. NCBI's taxonomy places the organism in Eukaryota, Oomycota, Peronosporomycetes, Peronosporales, Peronosporaceae.
AUGGGCAAAGGACAACGUACUCGUAAAGCUGCAGCUGAUGCUGUCUUAGCGGCUGCUAUGACACUGAAGAAACCGUCUGUGCUUGAACAGCCAACAACGAUUCAAGUGGUAACACCCAAGACGUCUUCUACUGUCAAUGUGCUUCAACCAUCUGCAAGUCCAAAGCCGUCACCACCUCACUCGGAAACAUCUGUAUCUUUAUCCGAUGAUUUGGAUGAAUACCGUGAUCUCACGUCAAAGGAACAGAUUGAGACGUUCAAAGCUCUUGAAGAUAUGGAUACGAUUAAAAUACAGCUGGAUGUUAUUUUAUCACGUCUUGUGGCAGCCUUUAGCUCCAAGAAUGAACGUCAUGCUGCUGCAAAUGAUAUUGUCACAGCUCUAGAAAUUGUUACAGUAGCUAGUCCUUUGGGCAUUCAUGUCCUUGACGAACUCAAGACAUUUCUUGUAGCAAAGCCAACGACUGCUCGAGAAGGUGCAUUGCUUGCUUUUAUUGCUCUGUGUAAGAGCAAGGAGCUUUCAUCAGUCAUGGAGCCUGUGGUUGUCGAGCAGCUGACGACUCUAAUGCAGCGUCACGCAGACUCGGAGCAUGUUGUGAAGAACGCAGCGGCAUUGCUGGCAAAGACAAUCGCACAGAAGAUCAAUCCACUAGCUAUUCACUCAGUUCUCAAGCAGAUCUAUAAGGCACUAGAGCUACGUCAGUGGCAGAGCAAGGUAGCUGCACUGAAUUUACUCAAGGUGCUUAGUGACACUGCAAGUGAGGAGGUAUCUGGUUGGCUGCCAGAGAUCAUUCCGAUCGUUACUAAGUACGUUUGGGACACAAAGAAGCAGGUUCAGACUGCGUCGAUCGACGCGUUGAUUGCCGUGUGUUCCAAGAUCAGUAAUGACGAUAUUGUGCCACUUGUGCCCACCCUCGUGGGCGUCAUUGCUCGUCCUGAAGAGACCAUGAAGGCUAUUGAUAGUCUUUUGGCGACCACUUUUGUGUCAAAUGUAGAUGCGCCAACGCUAUCUCUGAUUGCGCCACUGUUGCACAAGGCUCUGCGUGAUACAAGUAUUCACAGCUCAUCGCUCAAGCGAAAGGCAGCUAAGAUUAUUGACAGCAUGUGUCGCCUAGUGGUGCGUCCGUCCGAUGUGAUGCAGUUCGUCCCGCUGCUGCUUCCACAACUAGAAACUGCCAUUGACCGUUUGAUUGAUGAGGAGGUUGUUGAAUCUGCUAAGGAAGCUCGCGCUCACCUUGUGCACGCCGCGGGUGACGGCGAGGCUAUGGAGGAAGACCCUAUUGAAAUCCGCAAAAAGCUGGAAUCGAACAUUUUGACGGCAUUUAGCGAUACGCUUGACCGCCCAACGCAUCCUGGUCUGAACGACUUUACGCUGGAAUACGUUACUGAUGUUUGCACGGAGUUAGCGACACACAACCGUGGAUCGGAGUGGCGCACCAUUGUGAUGGCCUACCUGAUGCCGCACAUGCACGACAAAGAUGCCGAGCAUCUCUGUGACGCGCUGCGUGCUGCUGGUGGUGGCCUGGGUGUGGAGUGUGAGAAGUCGACGGACCCUAACGACGUGUGCGAUCUCGAUUUCUCGCUAGCAUACGGUGGCAAGAUUUUACUUCGUAACGCACGGCUCCGUCUAACUCGCGGCCAUCGCUAUGGUCUGAUUGGUAAGAAUGGUGUUGGCAAAACCACGCUGAUGCGUAAUCUAGCGACGGGUGCCAUUGAAGGUCUGCCGGAGACCCUGCGGUGUGUAUACGUGCAGCACGAGGACAUUGUGGAAAGCCAAGGAAGUCUGCUUAAGUCUAUGUGCAAGGCACCGGAACUGGCCCAUCAGACUCUUGAUGCUGUCGAGAAGACCUUGACUGCCAUUGGCUUCACCCAGAAGAUGCUGGAUGGCAAAAUUGAUGCGCUUUCUGGAGGUUGGCGCAUGAAGCUUGCCUUGGCUCGUGCCAUGCUAUACAAUGCAGACGUGCUGCUACUGGAUGAACCGACGAAUCACUUGGAUGUUCACGCUGUACAGUGGCUAGUAGAUUAUCUAAGAUCCCUUGAUACGAUGACGGUGCUGCUAGUGUCUCACGAUACUGGUUUCCUGGACAACGUGUGCACUGACAUUUUCCACUAUGAGUCAAAGAAGCUGGUGUUGUAUCCGAUGACUUUGUCUAAAUUUGUGGACAUUCACCCGGAGGCGAAGCACUAUUACGAGUUGAAGUCAUCCGACAUGGUAUUCAAUUUGCCGGAACCUGGUCGAUUGGAGGGCAUUAACUCCAUGACGCGUCGAAUUUUGACCCUUGACAACGCAACUUUUACGUACCCAGGUGGCGCCAAGCCUCAGCUUCAGAAUGUUUCUGUGAAGCUGUGCCUGGCUUCGCGAGUUGCUGUGAUUGGCGUUAACGGUGCUGGAAAGUCGACCCUCAUCAAGAUGAUUGUGCAAGAGACAUCGCCCGACACGGGCACAUUUUGGAAGCACCACGCCGUGCGUGUAGCAUACGUGGCCCAGCACUCGUUCCAUCACGUUGAGAAGCAUCUUGAGAGUAGUCCAGUGGAGUACUUUCAGUGGCGUUUUGGUGGCGAGAAUGGCAUUGAUCGUGAGCUUGGUGACCACGUUAAUCUCAAGCAGACAGAGGAGGAGAAGAAUUUAGUUGGCAAGAAGCAGGGUCAGGUGGAGAAGAUUGUAUCUCGUACCAAGGGUAAACGUGGUACAUUGGAGUACGAGUGUAAGCUCGUGGGCUUGACGGAGCGUCACAAUAAACGCUACACUCUUGAACAGCUUCAAGAAAUGGGUCUGGGUGCACUUGCUGAAGCAGAAGACAUUCGUCAAGCGACGCUUGCUGGUGGUCUCGAUCUUCGUCCACUUACGACAAAGGAGGUUCAGCGUCACUUGGACGACUUUGCUCUGCCCGCUGAAUUUGGCACCCAUGGCAAGAUUCGUGGUCUAUCAGGUGGACAAAAGGUGAAACUUGUGAUUGCUGCUGCCAUGUGGAACCGUCCGCACUUGUUGGUACUGGAUGAGCCGACAAAUUACUUGGAUCGUGCUGCGCUCGGUGCGUUAGCCGAUGGAAUUCGUCAAUAUGCUGGUGGUGUCAUUAUGAUUUCUCAUAGUGAAGAGUUUUACAAUUCCUUGUGUACGGAGAAAUGGUUGGUCGAAGCUGGUCAGUUGACAAUUAUUGGUGAAGCUCAGGAGAAAGAAUAUCGUGCUGGUGGUGGUCGGAAAGUGCUUGAAGACGAACCGGAAGACGAGACGAAAGCAGGCAGCAAUAUCAAUGCCAACAUGAAACGUACCAAGCUCACGAAUCCCAAGACACUGCGACCACUGAGUAAACAACAGAUUCGUAAACUCAGCAAGUUGUGUAAGACUGCAGGUGUCUCAUUUGAUGAUUUUGUUGAUGGGAUUACGCGUGAAAGUCCCGAGUGGAAAUGGCUGAUAAUAUCCGCAAACUUUGUGCAAUUGAAGUAA